AUGUGCAAACUGGGGCGCGGAACAGAAACACAGAGGCAAACCUCGGAAAGCAAGGCGCAGGGGCGCGGAAUAGGAAAUAAGCGGUACAAUACCGAAAAGGGAACAAUAAUCCAGGGGAAGAAGGAGAUCUCACAGGCCGCCCCUCCCCCUCCCCUCUCCGUGCGGGACUUUGACCUUGAACCUGCAGCCAUGCCAGCCUCCAAAGCCAUCCUCGCCGCAGAAUCCCCUCGAGUACCCAGACUGUCUAAUGGCUCCAAAUUCUGCUCUGGGAGAGUAGAGCUGCUUCACAACACGACCUGGGCAUCAGUGUGUGGUGCUGCGUUCGACUGGCAGGAUGCAGAGGUGGUGUGUCGAGAGCUGGACUGUGGGGCUCCUGUAGAGGUGCUGGGAGCAGCUGCAUUUGGAGAGGGAAAGGGCCAGUUGUGGUCAGAGGAGAUCCAGUGUGGAGGCAACGAGACUCAUAUUCAACUCUGCCCAACAUCUGCUCUGAACCACAGCUGCUCACAUGAGAACGAUGUGGGACUGACUUGCAGAGAUGCUCUAAGGCUGGUGAAUGGUAGCAGUCGCUGCUCUGGAAGAGUGGAAGUUCUCCACAGACAACAGUGGGGCUCGGUGUGUGGUAACGGAUGGGACCCGCGAGACGCUGCAGUGGUGUGUAGAGAGCUGGGCUGUGGAGACGCUAUAGAAGCUCUUAAGGGUGCCUAUUUUGGACCGGGAUCAGGAAGAGUCAAACUGGUGGGCCGUUCUCAUUGCUCUGGGAGAGUGGAGCUGCUUCAUAAGGAGACCAGACACACAGUGUGUGAUGCUGCGUUUGACUGGCAGGAUGCAGAGGUGGUGUGUCGAGACCUAGACUGUGGGGCUCCUGUAGAGGUGCAGGUGUGGUCAGAGGAGAUCCAGUGUCGAGAACACAGAGCUCCCAAGCUUGUGAACGGUUCCCACCAGUGCUCUGGGAGAGUGGAGGUGGAACACGGGAUCACCUGGGGAACAGUGUGUGAUGCUGCGUUUGACUGGCAGGAUGCAGAGGUGGUGUGUCGAGAGCUGGACUGUGGGGCUCUUGUAGAGGUGCUGGGAGCAUCUGCAUUUGGAGAGGGAAAGGAACAGAUGUGGUCAGAGGAGAUCCAGUGUGGAGGCAACGAGACUCAUAUUCAACUCUGCCCAACAUCUGCUCUGAACCACAGCUGCUCACAUGACAGGGAUGUGGGCUUAGUUUGUUCUGGAUACACAGAUGCCAGACUGGCAAAUGGCACUGAUUCCUGCUCGGGCCGAGUGGAGCUCAAGUACCUCAGCGAAUGGGGCACAGUGUGUGAUGCAUCCUGGGAUAUGAAUGCCUCCAGCGUGCUCUGCCAUCAUUUGAACUGUGGGAGAGCUGUGGCUGUUGUAGGGGCAGAGUGGUUUGGUGAGGGGAGUGGAAGCAUCUGGCCUGAUGUGUUUGUGUGUGAGGGGAAUGAAACUGGCCUCUCAGAAUGUGGAAUCUCCUCGUGGAGUCGAGCUGCAUGCUCCCAUAGACAGGAUGCUGGAGUGAUCUGCUCAGGUUCAUCCUUCCCUCUGGACAAUGGGACGGUGCGCUUGUCUGGAAGGAGCCGUUGUGAGGGAGAGGUGGAGGUUCUAUUUAGCCAGAGGUGGAGGAGAGUUCUGCUGGACUCCUGGAAUCGGUCUGAAGCCUCCGUGGUGUGCAGACAGCUGGCAUGCGGUUCUGCUGUUGGGUUCUCUGGUUCUGCUGAGACGGAGGGUGAUGGGUGUGUCUCAGGGUUCCGAUGUUCUGGACAUGAGACUCACCUGGGAAACUGCAGCACUCCUCAGAUGCUAAACUGCAGUUCUAGCCUGCACGUGACCAUCGUCUGCUCAGGCCAUCGGCCAGUCAGGUUGGUGGGAUCUGGAGGAGAUUGUGCCGGCCGGCUGGAGGUGUCACACAACGGCUCAUGGGGGACUGUGUGCGAUGACUCCUGGGACAUAGAGGAUGCCCAGGUAGUGUGCAGACAGCUGCAGUGUGGCACCGCCCUCAGGGCUGAGGUACCUGCAUCCUUUCAUCCAGGAGACGUGCCCAUCUGGCUGAGCGAGGUGGGCUGCGCAGGUGACGAGACGAGCCUGUGGGAGUGUCCCUCAGCAGGGUGGGGACGCCAUGACUGCUCACACAAGGAGGAUGUGUGGGUCAUGUGCUCAGAGUUCAUUCAGCUGAGACAAAACACAAAUGAUUAUGAACCGUGCAAAGGUGUUAUAGAGGUCUAUUACAAUGGCACCUGGGGAAAAAUAUGCUUCAAUGACAUGGACAAAGACACAGGCUCAGUGAUUUGCCAACAGUUAGGCUGUGUUGGUUUUGGAAAGACCUAUGCAGUGGGGUCAACUAUAGGCCAGCGACUGAGCCCUCCCCGGUGUGCUCCAGGGCUGAGGCUUGUAGGGGGUCUCACUCACUGCUCGGGGAGGGUGGAGGUGCUCCUGCAGGGAAAGUGGGGGACGGUUUGUGACGACUCCUGGGACAAGAAGGACGCCCAGGUGGUCUGCAGGCAGCUGGACUGUGGGGAGCCUGUGGAUGUAGGGGGGGAGCAGGGCACAUUUGGGAGGGGAAACGGCGCCAUCUGGCUGGACGAGGUGAACUGCACAGGCAAUGAGCACCACCUGUUGGACUGCUGCCGCGCCCCUCUGAAGCAGAUUGAUUGCACACAUAAGGAGGACGCCUGGGUCAACUGCACAGGUGGGGGAGCGCCAACAUGCUGUAGAUAG
Messenger RNA from Clupea harengus (Atlantic herring), 2718 nucleotides. RefSeq names its product scavenger receptor cysteine-rich type 1 protein M130-like. Gene Ontology annotation, cellular component: plasma membrane. The transcript has 11 exons. The record is from RefSeq and is a predicted model, not a curated record. The coding region runs from base 1 to 2718 and encodes 905 amino acids. Lineage: Eukaryota; Metazoa; Chordata; Actinopteri; Clupeiformes; Clupeidae. Gene Ontology annotation, biological process: zymogen activation. Gene Ontology annotation, molecular function: serine-type endopeptidase activity.